CAUGGAACUGUUCGAUCUCAAAUAUGCGCAAUUGCUCCUCUACCUGAUCUUGACACAGUUUACCAAACAAUUGUUCAAAACGAAACAAUUCAUUCUGGAAUAUCCAAAGAUGCUGAGCUAAUGAGUUUUGCUACUCAAGUUUCAAGAUCCACUAGCUCUCCACUGAUCCGAGAUACGUCUAAAAUCGCCGCUUCUUCAUCCAAUUCAUUCAAUCCUCGCUUCGGACCUGGAAACCGUGACCCCUCACGAUAUUGCACUAGUUGUGGACGCACGGGCCAUGAAGUAUCAGCGUGUUUUCAAGUUGUUGGCUAUCCCGAUUGGUGGGAAGAUCGUCCUCGCUCUAAGCCAGAUUCACGAAGCUUUGGACGUGGACGUGGACGAAAUUCUCAACCACGAGCUAACAACACUGAAAUUGUCUCCGCUAAUGUUGUCACUACCACUCCUAAUAAGCCACUGACAGAUGCGGAUCGUCAAGGCUUUCAUGGCUUCACCGAUGAACAAUGGAGCACUAUUCAACGUGUUUAUGGGACAGGCAACUCCAAUGAUCGUCUAAGUGGACCGAAUUACCAGGACGCUGAUUGGAAUAGGUGGACGUGAGGGAGAAGGACUGUACCGGUUCCGCGAGAUUGAGAUUGUGGCAUCUAAUCAGACAAGUAUUCAUAAGGACGUCUCUUUGUGGCAUUUGCGUUUGGGUCAUCCUUCAUCUCGGGUUCUCGAUAAGAUUCCUGGUGUUAAAGAUUUAUCUACUAUUAGUUCUGAAGUUUUAGAUAAAAGUUGUGAAAUUUGCUUCCAAGCCAAACAGACUCGUCAAUGUUUUCCAGAUUCUUUGAAUAACGCAAAAGAGAUUUUUGAUUUAAA
Arabidopsis lyrata subsp. lyrata is the source of this 858-nucleotide messenger RNA. RefSeq lists its product as uncharacterized. NCBI's taxonomy places the organism in Eukaryota, Viridiplantae, Streptophyta, Magnoliopsida, Brassicales, Brassicaceae. The transcript has 2 exons. Bases 121 to 597 code for a protein of 158 amino acids. The record is from RefSeq and is a predicted model, not a curated record.